AUGCAGGGCGCCCACGGCGCCCGCCCGGCUGCUCACGGCCGCGCUGGGUCCUCGUCGGACUUGGCCCAUCGGGCCGCUCCUCACAGCGAGCGCGCCCUUCCCCGGCCUGCAGGCCUCGCGCUCCCCGACCCUCCCCCGGGCCUGCUCACGCACCCCCUGCCCCGCUCCGACGGCUGGGCGCCGCGGCCAUCUCCGCGGGAGCCCGCCGAGCACGCCGCCUACCGGACAUCGCUCCCUGCCGCCUCGCGGGCCUCGCGCACCGAGCACAUCCGCCGCCAGCCCCGCCCGCUCUCCGCGAAGCCCGCCGCGGCUGCCACCGUGCCCUCUCCAGGAGUUUCUAGCUGGACCUUCCAGGCGCACUUGGAAUCUGACCGCGUCUCCCACCUCUGCCACCGUCCUGCGGAUCCGGGCCACUGUGGGCGCUCGUCUGAGUCGUCGCGGCCGCCCCCGGUGGCCGUACUUCGGCUCCGGCCCCCUUUCCCGACUGUCCCCAGCGCGGCUGCCAUGGCCUGCCACGCCAUUUCUGUCCUGCAGACCCUGCAGUGCUUAGGAAAAAGCGGAAGUCCUUACUGGACCAACAUGGGCCACUACGGACCAAAACGCCCAGCUGCGCUGGCCCGCGCCCCCCGGAACCUCCCCCCGGCUUUACGCUCUGCGGCUGCGCCCUCCGGUCGAGCUUCCCGGGCCCCUGGCUGCUCCCCAGACACUCCGGGCACCCUGCUGCCUCAGGGCCUUUGCUCGGCUAUUCCCCCCGGCCUGGGAUGCCGCUCCGCAGGCCCGGAAGGUGGAGACAAGGCCCUGGCUGCGGGGCCAGAGAAGGCAGGCCCGCCACCGCCACCACCGCCGAGCUCGGCGCCCCACACUCAGGAUGCCCCGAUUGGGGGGCCGCCCCGCUCCUGCGCCAUCUCCGGGGAGGAGCCACCAUCAGAGGCCCCGGGGGCGCUGAGUGGGACCAGUGCUGCUGAGGGCUCCGAGGCUGUCCGCAAGGAGAGGGCCCGGCCUCCGGGAGAAGGGGGCUCCCUCCCCAGGAGAGAGGCCAAGGCCGGGAAAAGGCCCCUCUCUCCAGGCUCCGGGAAGCAGAAGAAGGCUGCUGCCGGUGGUCCUGCCUCACCGUCACCCACCUCCACCCGUGCCGCACACAACCCCGUGCCUUGUGGGUCAGGCCGUGGGUCCUGCCACCUGGCGAACCUCCUCAGCACAUUGGCCCAGAGCAGCCAGAACACAGACCAGAAGAGGCCCCCGGAGGUGACCUGCCAAGCUCGGAAAAAGACUCGAACCCUAUACCGCUCAGACCAGCUGGAGGAGCUGGAAAGGCUCUUCCAAGCAGACCACUACCCCGACAGUGACAAGCGCCGGGAGAUUGCCCAGACAGUGGGGGUCACGCCCCAGCGCAUCAUGGUAAAGGGGCCUGGCCAGUGGCGGGGGGCGGGGGACCCGCCAGCCUCUGCCCCCUUUGUCAGGCCCUCCAGGUGUCUCUCCCUGCAGGUGUGGUUCCAGAAUCGCAGGGCAAAGUGGCGAAAAGUGGAGAAACUGAACGGGAAGGAGAGCAAGGACAGUCCUGCAGGCCCCGCCCCCGGCCCGGCCAGCAGUCAGGGCAGCUCUGGCACUGAGCUGCCACCCGCUGUGCCCGUGGGCCCAGAGCCGGGCCCCUUCCCUCAGGAGCCCCCUCUGGACACUCUCCCAGAGCCCCCCCUGCUGCUGACGUCUGACCAGGCUCUGGCCCCAGCCCAACAGACGGAGGGGCCCCCGAGGGUGGCAGCGACCCCGCCGCUCUUCAGCCCCCCGCCUGUUCGAAGAGCCAGCCUGCCUUUCCCCUUCGGCCCUGUCCACACCCCGCAGCUGAUGCCUCUGCUGAUGGAUACGCUUGGCGACAGCAGCCACAAGGAUGGCCUCUGUGGGCCCUGGGGGACAAGUGUCACCCCACCCCCGGCCUGCUCCUACUUGGAAGAGCUGGAGGCCCAGGACUACCAACAGGGGCUGCUCCAGGCCCCCCAGACCCAGCUUUUCCCACCACCUCAGCCCCCGUUUCCGUGCCUGCCCCCCUUCCCCUUCCCCUCGCCCAGCUCGCUGCUGCCUCCGCUACCCGAAGACCCUUUCUUCCCGCUGCCUUACGGCCCCAGCGGGGGCGCCUCGCAGGGCUACUUCCCGGCGCCCCCAGCAGGGCAGGUCCUGCUGCAGCCCCCUGCCGGGAACCUGGGUACAGUGCCCUGGAGCGACCCUUGCCUGCCAGAGCUGUCCUUCCCUGGUCCCUUCUGGCCACAAGCUCUAGGGCACCCCCCAGGAGGGGACAGCUACCUUCCUGAUCUGUUUCCGGCUCCCUGUGCUCAGGCUGCGAGCAGGCAGCCUUCUCCCGGGCCCAGCCAGCUGCCUGCGGAGGCCAGGCCAGGAGCCGGGCCCUGCCUCAGCAAGGCCCCCGAGGAGGGACCGCCACCGCCGGCCGCCGUGGAGCAGCGCUCGGCCCCAGAGGAGGGCCGGAAGGAGGACAAGAACAGCCAGGGCCCCUAG
Messenger RNA from Pteronotus mesoamericanus, 2505 nucleotides. RefSeq names its product NOBOX oogenesis homeobox (gene NOBOX). Gene Ontology annotation, molecular function: DNA-binding transcription factor activity, RNA polymerase II-specific; RNA polymerase II cis-regulatory region sequence-specific DNA binding. Gene Ontology annotation, biological process: regulation of transcription by RNA polymerase II. The record is from RefSeq and is a predicted model, not a curated record. The transcript is spliced from 10 exons. The coding region runs from base 1 to 2505 and encodes 834 amino acids. Lineage: Eukaryota; Metazoa; Chordata; Mammalia; Chiroptera; Mormoopidae.